AUGCCUCCCAAAGGGUACCGUAAAUCAAUGCCGGGGCGCCUCAAUAGCACCAUGUUAACACCCUCACGGCGCUCACCCCGGGUCCCGGCGAAAACUACCAAUUCCUCUCCCCAAUCCUCCAAAUCCCUCGACUCCUCCACCGAUUCCCCCGAUUCUUCCUUCAACAUUCGUUUUUUCAACCCAAAGACUCCCUCCAAGUCUUCUUCCACAAACCCUAACCCCGGAGCUGGUUCUCCGGAUUUAUCCUUGAGUCACCGUCGAACUUUCCAAGCUCGACCUUCAAGAUUGUCUACCGUUUUUACGCCGGCCGUGGAAACCCCAACCUCAACAAUCAGUCGACGAACACGUCGUUCAACUGCCAACACCGUACAAAAUCAGUUCUCAGACGACGACUUUGCCGAAACGGGUUGGACUCUCGAACAAUACCUUGGACUCGGCUACGAAGAAGACCUGGCAGGCCAGACUUCUCCCACCAAGUCCUCCUCAAUGGGAACCCUUACCUCGGCUCGUGUACGCAAACCUACAGAACGGUUUCUUGAGUCUCAAACAUCCCAGCCAAAGCCUCACCGGAAGAACGCCACGGUGCCUGUCGCAGUAGAGAAGCAACCUACCAAGAAAAUUCAGAAAUCUUCCCAGAAGAGGGCCAUUGCUCCGAAGAACGCCGUCAAGGCCAUCUCCGCCCAGAAAGGAAAGCAAGUUAAGAAGAAUGCCGAACUUGAGCGCAUCAAGAUCAAGGAAGACGAUGCGGCUCAAGGUCUACACGAGUUGGCUCGUGACGCUUUGGGCCCCGACUUUGAAAUUCCCGAGGAUCAUAAUGAGCUUAUUGAUGAACUCCGCGCGGCCUACUUCAAGCGUGAGUCUGAGGUCAAAGCCACUCGAGAUGCUCAGGACGCCCUGGAAGCCCAGAAAGCACGCGAUGCACUAGAUGCCCAACUUGACGAGUACGAUGACUCAGACGAUGAUGCUGUGAACAACACUGAGCCCAUCAAAGCCUCCAAUUCUGCCAAGCCUCCGAAAGAUGUGAAGACUGUCAAGGACGAUGAAUCUCUUGAGCCUGUCAACCCCAAUGAGACUUUACAGACCGCCGAGGCCUCCCGGGACACUGAGGCCGCUGAAAAGGUUAUUCUUCAAUUCAAAAAAUCCACCCCGGCGGAUAUCGAAACCGAUGGCUGGGUCAAGACCGGCCGUGUUAAUGACAGCGGCGAGGAGCUUGUUCUCACCCCUACCGAUCACAGCCCUUGGCGCUCCCCCCGCACUUACGGUGACGAUGCUCUUCCUUAUCCUCCUGUUCGCUCGCGCUCCGACCAGCAAGCUGAGGGCGAUAUCGCUCUCGGUUUCCCUCCUCUGCUGGGAGACCGAAACAUACCGCCGGGUGCCGGACUGGACUUCCAGACAGAGAACGUCCUCGAAGAAAAGGCUCGAGUCACCAAGGCGCUUUCAAAGACUCCAGCGAAGGCCAUCUCUAGGCCGUCUGCUAAAAUUGUUUCUACAAAUUCUGUCAAGCAUACGUCUAAGGCUGUGGCUAAGGGUACCCCCAAGUCCGUGUCCAAGUCUUCGAAGAUCAUAUCCAAGAAUGCCCCGAAGUCGACCCCAAAGUCUACUCUGAAGUCUACGCCAAAGUCUGCUCCGAAACCCGCCACAAAGACCCCUACAAAGACCUCGACAAAGACCAUUUCUUCCGCUCCCGCGACCAAAGUCCAGCGCAUCACGCUAAAGCUGGGCCCCGCUCCCGAGUCAGAGAAUGAACCCACCUCGGAUGAUUCGGAAUCAUCAGAUGAGACAUCCAAGCAGCCUGUCGUCGCGAAGGUGAAGAAACGCAAGGCCGAUGUCCUCUUCGACGAAGAUGAGCCCAAGCCGACCGUGCCGAAGAAGCGCGCCACUGAGAAGUCCACCUCCGUCAAGUCCAAGACCUCCGCCAACCUUGCUCCUAUCACUGAAACCUCCACCACCGUGAUCAUCCCCACUGGCCGUGGCCGUGGUUCUUCUCGCGCUGCCCCUCGUGGUUCCCGAGGUUCUCGUGGCUCUCGCGUCCCUCGCGGCGCCCCCAUUUCCCGAGGUCGUGGCCGCGGUCGUGGUUCUGGAACUGCAACUGCAACCACUACAGCUCAACCAGCCGGAGCUAGUGCUACCACUACAUCUGGCUCUACAAAUUUCACCCGUGGAAAACAAGGCGAAGCCCGCGCCGCCCGAGGCCCAGGUCGUGCUCGUGGCCGCGGCCGCGCUCGUGGCGGUGCUUAA
Messenger RNA from Penicillium atrosanguineum, 2238 nucleotides. Its product is annotated as putative GPI-anchored cell surface glycoprotein. The coding region runs from base 1 to 2238 and encodes 745 amino acids. Lineage: Eukaryota; Fungi; Ascomycota; Eurotiomycetes; Eurotiales; Aspergillaceae. The record is from RefSeq and is a predicted model, not a curated record. The transcript has a single exon.